Molecule: messenger RNA, 698 nt
Organism: Sitodiplosis mosellana (orange wheat blossom midge)
Lineage: Eukaryota; Metazoa; Arthropoda; Insecta; Diptera; Cecidomyiidae
Product: CARD- and ANK-domain containing inflammasome adapter protein-like
Exons: 7
Molecular function (GO): protein binding
Source: RefSeq, a predicted model, not a curated record
AAAGGAAUUUUAAUUUGCUACCCGUGUAAUAAUGACGACGAGCAAGAAUGGAAACCCAUUUUUUGAAUACUUUAUUUGCUAACUCCGUCGUAAGGAAUUUGGUUUUGCUGUACGUGGCAAAGUAAGGACAAGAUUACAACAUUCAAUUUUUGACUAUAAAUGAGCCAUCAAAAUCGUAGAAAUUUAGUUAUUGUUCAAGUGAUUCGAUUAUAAAAUGUCCAAGCAAUUGAUGGUUUGUCUGGUUCUGGUUGCGGUUUUGGGAGACCAAUUCAUGCAAAUUGAAGGUGGCGGUAACGAUGGCAAUGGCUGUGGGUGUGUCCACAAAGUAAAGGGAGCAUUAACGCUAGUAAACAAAAAAGACGAAAGAGGCCGAACAGCUCUUCAUGACGCUGCUGAGAAUGGUAAUUUGGAGGACGUUAAAAAGCUCAUCAAGAGAGGAGCUAAAAUUCAUUCGACAGACAAAAUCAAGCGGACACCUCUUCAUUUAGCUGCUGCAAAUGGUCACAAGAAUGUCUCUGAAAAGCUGAUCACGAAAGGUGCCAAUGUUCAUUCUGAAGACCACUUAAAACAAACACCUCUUCAUUUAGCUGCUGAGAAGGGUCACAGGGAUGUCGCCGAAAUGCUCAUCAACAAUGGAGCCUUCACUGAUGUUACAGACAAUCUUGAACGGACACCACUUCAUUAUGCUGCUAUGAAGG